Messenger RNA from Agrilus planipennis (emerald ash borer), 1142 nucleotides. Its product is annotated as histone H3.v1. The coding region runs from base 115 to 726 and encodes 203 amino acids. Lineage: Eukaryota; Metazoa; Arthropoda; Insecta; Coleoptera; Buprestidae. The record is from RefSeq and is a predicted model, not a curated record. The transcript is spliced from 4 exons.
UGCAUUUGGCCGUUUUAUUUAGAAAGGUGGGAGAUAGUAACGCUGGUCGAAGCGAGAAACCCGCUCAGCGCUACAAGUUUGUUAAGUGGCAGUGCAACGAACGAUUGUUCUUCGAUGAAAUUUGAGAGAAUGGAGAAACUAACGAUUUUAUUUUUUGUAUCGACGUUAGCCCUGACUAUUGGGCAUCCCGCCAAUAUACUCAUUGAUUCGAAUUCAGACGAUUUCUUUGGAGCAAACUCCCUGGAUGCCGAUCCCAUAUCAUCCGAACAGGCUGAACAAUACAAACAACAGCUUCUUCGUCAACAAAAACUCCAACAGGAAUUAUUGUUGGAAGCACAACGAGUAACAACUCAAAAUUUACAAAACACUGAAAAAGCAAUAACAGAUAAAGUAGAAGAUGAAGUUAAAGUAGCUUCCACGUCAACAGUACAACCUGAAGAAGUGCAUACCGAAAAGGAAAAGAUAUCAACCCCAGUUACUACAAGUACUAUGACUCCACCGACUACACAUUCCACGACAGUUUCCCCCAUAUCAGCACCAUCUACUACUCCAACUGUUUCCCAAGGACCUACCAGACCUCAAAGAAACCCUCAACACGUGGGAAUGUUGUCUCGAAUAAUUGAUGACAUAUUUCAGAUUCCAAUAAGUGUUAUCCAGUCCGUAGCACGACUCCUGAGGAACCCAUUUUCCCCUAGAAGGACACCGGAGUCAGCCUCUACUUACUAAUUCCUCACCGGAUGAUUACUUAUAAGGGUUAAUAAACUGACUGGUAGAAUGUGAUUACAGCCACUUAGGCAAAUUAGUGUUAGAAGUGUAUAUAAACUUGAGCGAAAAGCAGUAACAAGGAAGUUAAUACAACUACUGUUAAUUAAGACGCAUUUCACUUAGAGUCUUAAGUGCUAUUUAAUAACGAAUUUCACGCUAGAAUUAAACAUCAACUACAAACUAUAAAUUAACUAUCACAAACUGUAGAAUUAUAAGAUAUUUUUUAUUUCUUAACCUUUUUAGAUUUAUAGUUUUGUCGACUGUUAUGAUGCUGAAAUAAUAAUAAUUAUUAUUUUUAUUAGGUAUAAAAAGUAGUUUAGGUAGGCAUUAUGAUUUGUUGAAGCAGAGUGUAACAAAUAAAUAUCCUUUAUUAUUGU